CUCUGUCUCCUACCAUGGAUCCUCUUCAAGCAGCAGUUCUGCAACAGUUCUUCGAAUAUCCCUUCGAAAUUGACCAGACCUACCAGCAAGGCUUAGCUGGCAUUCUCGCCAACAACCCUUCCAAUACCGUCUUGCUGAAUACCCGAGUAUUUUACUUCAAUCGGCUUACGGGAAGCUCUAUCACUGUAGCUGAUGUCCUGGCAUACAAGGAACAGUCCGCUUCGGCAUCCGAGUCGGUGCCGCCUUCAAAUUCCGCUGCAAACGACUCGAAGGAGCAGCCCAAUGUCCUCACGUUUGCACAGCUCCAGGAACUUAUAGAAUCCGGGAGGCUGGACGAGAUACCUAAUAACAAGACCAUCUCCGGGGAGUUGAACAGCGCCCCUCCUAGUCAAUCUGCGGUCUCGGUUCGACGGAAACCAUGGGAGACCAGUAAUGAUUCAUCCAAUAUAAUGGAGUCCUGAAUCACGUACGUACCUCCAGAUGUCAAGUCGUAACAAUAGUGUAUAUGUCCUCAAUUCAGCCAAUAUCUGAGACGACGCCAGCUUCACAUUGAACAUAGCACAAGUUCCUGGAAACUAUAAUGUAAAGGCAUCAUCUCCACACC
Molecule: messenger RNA, 604 nt
Organism: Guyanagaster necrorhizus
Lineage: Eukaryota; Fungi; Basidiomycota; Agaricomycetes; Agaricales; Physalacriaceae
Exons: 4
Coding region: 15-461 (148 amino acids)
Source: RefSeq, a predicted model, not a curated record